CGGCGGGCUGGGGAUCGCGCCGGGCCGGCGGGCGGUGAGUGGGAGCGGCUGCUCUUCCUCCGGGCACGGCGCGGGGAGCGCGGCGCGGCCGCAGCUGCUCAGGGGGAUGCGGCACCGCUCCCUGCAGCGGGCUGUCCCCAGCCGGGGAGCCGGCCUGCGGCGGAGCUCCUGAACAGAUAAUGUUAGGCCCGUGAGGCCGCUCGCGCGCAGCUCGAUGCCCGUAGGAAAGGCAGUGCCUCACCGCUUGAUUCAGAACAGCCCGAGAGGCCUUUUCGGUUGCAGUGUCUAUUUUGUACGUAAAAAGCGGUAGUUGGCCGCUGGGUUUAAGCAGGAGGUGUGUUACCCUGCCCGAGUGUGGGAACAUAGCAAGAAAAGAAUCAUUUUGGCCACGUGCAAGACUCAUGAAAUUCUAAAUCCACAUUGAAACAAUUAAAUGUCGUAAUUUUUAAGGUUUCCCUAGAAGUGCUUCCUACCCCCACUGGCUGAAUACUUUUAAAAAUUUAGGUAAGCCAUGCCUGUUUCAGCUGAUGAAACUGUGGAGAACCUGGCUAUGAGAGAUACAGUCCUUACUCCAGCUGGAAUUGAAGGAUUACAAGAAUCGUCAUCUCCACAGAAUGUAAAAGCUCGACAAGUCAUAUCAAGAAUCAGUCGAGAGGAACUGGAAGACAGAUUUCUUCGUCUCCGUGAUGACCACAUCCUACUCAAACAGUAUGCCAAUAAGCAGGAGGAGAAAAUUAAAAGCCCAAAUUGGUUUUCCUCUGCGCUGCCAGUUCGCCUCUUUCCAUCUCUUCAGCCGUCCCCAUAGAGCAUUGGCUACCAUCCAAGAAUCGGUAUACAAAUAGAGCCUUGGCCACUUCUCUCUCUCGGCAAUACCGUGGGCCAGUUGAAUAGCUUUAAUCUCGGCAAAUUGACUGGAUUCACCCUCUCCUUCAGUAGCCUCUGCAACCUGUCGAGUGGGACUCCAUACAGCUGCUCUCCACCUCCGUUUCAUCCCUAUGACACGACAAGAACCAUCAGUGAAUAGAGCAUAAUGUGUUUCUUCU
This is a messenger RNA of Onychostruthus taczanowskii (white-rumped snowfinch), 1043 nucleotides long. RefSeq names its product protein fantom-like. The record is from RefSeq and is a predicted model, not a curated record. Gene Ontology annotation, biological process: retinal rod cell development; non-motile cilium assembly. NCBI's taxonomy places the organism in Eukaryota, Metazoa, Chordata, Aves, Passeriformes, Passeridae. Bases 512 to 805 code for a protein of 97 amino acids. The transcript has 4 exons. Gene Ontology annotation, cellular component: photoreceptor connecting cilium. Gene Ontology annotation, molecular function: thromboxane A2 receptor binding.